Chelmon rostratus (copperband butterflyfish) is the source of this 1835-nucleotide messenger RNA. Its product is annotated as protein kinase C and casein kinase substrate in neurons protein 3-like. Lineage: Eukaryota; Metazoa; Chordata; Actinopteri; Chaetodontiformes; Chaetodontidae. Gene Ontology annotation, cellular component: endosome; plasma membrane; cytoplasm. The record is from RefSeq and is a predicted model, not a curated record. The coding region runs from base 151 to 1314 and encodes 387 amino acids. Gene Ontology annotation, biological process: cytoskeleton organization; plasma membrane tubulation; regulation of endocytosis. The transcript is spliced from 10 exons. Gene Ontology annotation, molecular function: phospholipid binding; protein binding.
AGCAUGUGUUAGAGGAGGAGAGGCACACUGGGAGAGGGGGGAGACGGACAGAGAAAUGGAGAGAAAUCCUCAGCAAGCCCUUGAACUACAGUAACAAGUGGUCACUUGAGUAAUCACUGGUGAUUCAGAGAGAAAUAAACGUUCCCCGUAAUGGCGAGCCUUCCCAAAGAGCCGCCCGAGGAUGCCAAGAAAGAGAGCUUCUGGAUGCCGGGGAAUUAUGUGCGUACGGUGCACCGAACCGAUCAGUCCUUCCAGGCCUGCAACGACAUUGUGGCCUGCUUCAUGGAGAGAGCAAAGGUGGAGAAACAGUACGCCCAGCAGCUCAGCCAGUGGAGCAGCAAGUGGAAGUCCAUUGUGGAUUCUCGGCCACUUUAUGGCUCCCUCAUGAGGGCGUGGCAGUGUUUCUUUACCUCCACUGAGCGUUUGUCCGCCCUCCACUCCUCCAUCUCUCAGUCACUCAUCGCUGAGGAGGGGGACCGGGUGAAGACCUGGCAGAAGGAGACCUUUCCGAAGAAACUCUUCUGCGGGUUCAGGGAGAGCCACGGCAACAACACUAGUUUUUCACGUGCGCAGAAACCCUGGUCGAAAAAGCUGAUGAAGCUGGAGAAGGCCCGGGUUGCAUAUCACAAGUCCUGUCAGAGGGAGCAAACAGCCCUCGACAAAGAGAAACACGCAAACGAAAACUCUGAGUUGAGUCCAGAGAAGAAGCAGAAAAUCUCAGAUGCCAGGGAGAAGGCCACAGAGGUGAAAGACAAGACUAGAGAGGACUACGAGAAAGUGCUGGAGGACGUGACGUCCUACACGCCCCGCUACAUGGAGGAGAUGGAGGCCAUUUUUGAACAGUCGCAGGAGGAGGAGAGGAAGAGGAUCAGCUUCCUGAAGCAGGCCUUCCUCUCCAUCCACAGACACCUUGACAUCACUAAUAACGAGAGCGUGAAGGCGGUGUACAGCGAGCUCCACCACACCCUGAUGUCCAUCAGUGAGCAGGACGACGUCAAAUGGUGGAGGAACCACCACGGCCCUGGCAUGCCCACCGACUGGCCGAAGAUUGAGGAAUGGGUCCCACCAAUAAAGAAGCUAAAUAGAAAGAAGAGAGACCAGAAAAGAAAAGAGAGCCGGCCCGUGAUGAUUGGAGGAGUGAAGGUGCGAGCGCUGUACGACUACGUGGGAGAGGAGGGUGAUGAGCUGUCCUUUAAAGCAGGUGAAGUAUUCCUGAAGGUGGAGGAGGAGGACGACCAGGGAUGGUGUCGAGGAGUCCUGAGCGGAGGGAAGGAGGGCUUCUACCCCGCAAAUUAUGUUGAAGUUGUCGAGUGAUGUCACACUGUCCAAUAUGCUGCGUCCUAAACUUAUUUCGUUUUCAGAUCUUCUAUAAAUAACAACUAUUAUAUUCUUUGUAGUCACGCUCAUCCUGAGUUAAUGUCACAUUAGAAUUUGUUCUCAGCCAUUUUUGAACUGUAAAAUGUGUCAAGGCCUUAAUAUUCUAACCUACUUGGUUUGAGUACUUUAGCAAUAUGAAUGAACUUAUCAAAGACUAGAAUGUACUGUUUGUGCAGGAGCUGUAUGUGUGUGUGAGGGUGUGUGUGUGUGUGCACGUUAAGAUGAAACAAAAGAGAACAAGAGAAGAUAUUUAUUUACUGCCAUCAAGUCUGAGCCGUUAGGUCACUGCAAUGCAGAUAGCUGAUAAUGACACAUGGCUCCACUCAGGCGCAGGUUUACAAUGAUGUGUGCACAGGAGGUUGAUGUUUACUUAAUAAGUAUUAUGUAGAAGCACACAGAAGUUACUAUGACUGAGAGAAUGGAUUUUCAAAAUAAAAGUGUCAUUGUUUUGCCUGUGA